Eutrema salsugineum is the source of this 288-nucleotide messenger RNA. Its product is annotated as defensin-like protein 206. The record is from RefSeq and is a predicted model, not a curated record. Bases 1 to 288 code for a protein of 95 amino acids. Lineage: Eukaryota; Viridiplantae; Streptophyta; Magnoliopsida; Brassicales; Brassicaceae. The transcript has 2 exons.
AUGGCCAAGAACCUCAACUCCGUCACCUUCACCGUUCUCUUACUUGUCCUCAUGGUGGCUUCCACUGAAAUCCUCAAGAUCGAGGCUGAUCGCAGAACCAAUAGUAGAUGCCUCCCCAGAGGAUGCACGAAUCCAGUGUUCUCUGAGGAGUGUGGGCCGGAGCCGUUCACAGGUUCAAACAACGAUUGCUGUCACUGUUGUAUAGCCAAAUACGGGAAAAAAUCGGUCUGCAAAGGAGUUGUUGAGGGAUCCGCCAAACAUUGCCAUUGCUACAAAGAAAGCGUUUGA